Perca flavescens (yellow perch) is the source of this 722-nucleotide messenger RNA. It is a transcript of the gene cldn1, whose product is annotated as claudin 1. The transcript has 5 exons. The coding region runs from base 87 to 722 and encodes 211 amino acids. Gene Ontology annotation, molecular function: structural molecule activity. NCBI's taxonomy places the organism in Eukaryota, Metazoa, Chordata, Actinopteri, Perciformes, Percidae. The record is from RefSeq and is a predicted model, not a curated record. Gene Ontology annotation, cellular component: membrane; bicellular tight junction.
AACCUCAGUUGGAGGAGAUAGCAUUCCUAGAUCCUCCCUCUCCUCUGGGGUGUUCCCUGAGGAUGCACAGUUUCUGACGUGAAACGAUGGCCAACACAGGCAUACAGCUUCUUGGCUUCACACUGGCCUUCCUGGGCUUCAUUGGCUUGAUAGCAUCCACAGUCAUGGUGGAAUGGAAAGCUUCAUCGUAUGCAGGAGACAACAUCAUCACAGCUCAGGCGUUGUAUGAAGGGCUGUGGAAGACCUGUGCAUCACAGAGCACUGGUCAAGUUCAGUGUAAAGUGUAUGAUUCACUUCUCCAGCUACCAGGGAUCGUACAGGGCACACGAGGGCUGAUGCUAUGUGCCAUCAUGAUGUGCUUUAUUUCUAUCAUGUUGGACAUGGUGGGCAUGAGGUGCACCACCUGUAUGUCUGAACAACCGGAGCAGAAGGACAAAGUGGCUCUAGCUGGAGGGGUUAUCUUCAUUAUCGCUGGUGUGCUUGCUAUGGUGGGAACGUCUUGGUAUGGUCAAAGAAUAACCCAGGAAUUCUACGACCCAUUCACUCCGACUAAUUCAAAGUAUGAAUUCGGGAGUGCCCUGUUUGUCGGAUGGGGAGCUGCCACUCUCAUCAUUAUAGGAGGAAGCUUCCUCUGCUGCAACUGCUCCAGCAAGGACUCAGGGAAAUCUCCACGGUACCCAGCGCCCCGCUCUGCCGGCCAGCCGGACAAGAACUUCGUCUAG